AUGAAGGCGCAGGCGCUGCUGUGCUCGGCUGAGAUCAAACAGAUCGACCUGGACAUCAACCGCACCUUCAGGAACCACGUGAUGUUCAUGGAUCGCUUCGGAGUCAAGCAGCAGGCUCUCUUCAGCGUCCUCUCUGCAUACUCCGUCUACAACACAGAGGUGAGCUACUGUCAGGGGAUGAGUCAGAUCGCCGCUCUGCUGCUGAUGUUCCUGAACGAGGAGGACGCCUUCUGGGCGCUGUCGCAGCUGCUGACACACCACACACACGGCAUGCACGGGUUUUUUGUCCCAGGUUUCCCCAAACUGCAGCGGUUUCAGACUCAUCACGAUCAGAUCAUUUCCAAACUCAUCCCCAAGCUGAAGAAACAUCUGGACAGGGAGCAGAUGUCUGCGGGGAUCUACAGCACUAAGUGGUUCCUGCAGUGCUUCAUCGACAGGGUCAGAAACUAAAUGAUUGUACUGUAUCUCCUCUCCACUUGUAGAGGCUAAGCCAACGCUUUAAGCCUCUGAGGAUCCGCUAUGUUGGCGUAAUUGACGCACACAAAGUUUCCAGUUAAAUACAGUCCAUUUAUUUCCUUUUCACUGG
This is a messenger RNA of Notothenia coriiceps (black rockcod), 586 nucleotides long. RefSeq names its product USP6 N-terminal-like protein. The transcript is spliced from 5 exons. Gene Ontology annotation, molecular function: GTPase activator activity; small GTPase binding. The record is from RefSeq and is a predicted model, not a curated record. The coding region runs from base 1 to 450 and encodes 149 amino acids. Gene Ontology annotation, biological process: regulation of GTPase activity. Lineage: Eukaryota; Metazoa; Chordata; Actinopteri; Perciformes; Nototheniidae.